AUGUCGCAGCCCGUCAACUUCAGCGAUGGAGCAAAGGAGAUUGUCGGAGACUGGUUCGUCAAGAACGUGAAAAACGCAGUGCAACUGAAGAUGGAGGGCGACGAGGUGCGUUCCGUCCAAUCCUGCUUCGGCGGCCAGCCGGUUGUCGGGAAAGUGCGACAGGGCUCUCACUUCGAGAUGGACAUCCAGAUGGGCGGCUUCCCCAUGAUCGCAAGAAUGACGUCCCGUAGCGACCAGCAGAAGUACCUGGAGUUCUCGAACGGUGGCCUUUGGUCCAAGAACCAGCCGGCCUUCGAGCCCUUGCAAGCUCAAACCGUCAACGGAAAAGUCAACGGCCACGUGAACGGCGUGCAGGAUGGCAUCCUCGGCAUCCCCAUGAGCGAGGUGAAGAAGCACAACAGCAAAGAGUCUGCCUGGGUGGUCCUCCACGGGUACAUCUACGACCUCACCAAGUUCCUUGCAGACCAUCCCGGAGGUGACCAGGUGAUUCUGGACUGGGCCGGCAGGGACGCCACCAAGUUCUGGUCUGCGAUCCACAAGAAGGACUGGAUCAAGGAGUACACGAAGCCGGAGUGGUGCCUGGGGCCUGUUGGCAAGGAGGCGCCCAAUGAGGAGUUGAGGAAAGCCCAGGACGAGAUCAAGGCUUUGAAAGCAGAGCUUGAGCGCCUCACUGCCUUGCCAACGAAGCCCUCGGCCGGCCUCGUGGCCGCGUUGGAUGCUGCAGGCGCCUGCAAACCUGGCGCUGCGCCGAGCUCGGAUGCACCCACGCAUGUGGCCGCGGACUGCCCCUGGGUGGAGCUCACGGGGAGGCGAGUGCUGGUGGUCGGCCACGGGCCGGUGGGACACGACUUCGUCGUGAAGCUGGUUGGCAUGGUGGGCGACGGUGCGCUGGACAUCACCGUGGUCGGGGAGGAGCCGCGGAUGGCCUACGAUCGCGUGCACCUCACGGAGUACUUCGAGCACCGCGACCCCGCCAAGUUGGCCAUCUGUGACAAGAAAUGGUUCCAGGACCACAAGGUCGCCAUCCGCACCAACUGCCGCGCCGAGAAGAUCGACCGCGAAAGCUGCAAGGUUUCGCUGCGAGACGUGAACACAAAUGCCGUGGAAGAGAUGGCGUACGACGCAUGCGUUCUUUGCACUGGCUCAUAUCCCUUCGUGCCUCCUUUGGAGAACUUGAGUGAGAAGACGGUGGGUGUCUUCGUCUACCGCACCAUUGAGGACCUCGAAGGCAUGAUCUUGUUUGCCAAGAAGUCCCGCAAGGCAGCUGUGAUCGGUGGCGGGCUCCUGGGCCUAGAGGCCGCAAAAGCCGUCUACGACUUGAACCAGGAGACGCACGUGCUCGAGAUGGCCCCAUACCUCAUGCCGACGCAGCUUGAUGCUCAGGGCGGCAAGGUCUUAGGAGAGAAGAUCAAAGACAUGGACAUCCGUGUCCACACGGGUGCCCGCCUGAACAAGGUGGUGGUCGAGGAUGGGGUGCUCAAGGGUAUCCGCAUGACCGACGCAGACAAUGCCGAGGAGUACCUGCUGGAGUUCGACAUGUUGGUGGUGAGCGCCGGCAUCCGUCCACGCGACGAGCUGGCGCGCUCGAGCGGGCUGUCCAUCGGCCAGCGUGGAGGCGUCGUGGUGAAUGAUCGCAUGCAGACCAGCGACCCAAAGGUCUUUGCCCUGGGCGAGGUGGCCUGUCACAAGAACCUUUGCUACGGGCUCAUCGCCCCUGGCUGGGACCAGGCCUCCGUCCUGGCCAAGAACAUGGAGUUCGCGACCUGGGAGAUGAAGUCCAAGAACGAGAAGGCUGCCGAGCCACCGCUCUACACGGGUAGCGACCUCUCCACGAAGCUGAAGCUCUUGGGCGUGGAUGUGGCGUCCUUCGGCAGCUCCCUCGACUUCUGGUUUAAGAAGCAGUGCCAUGACAAGGAGGCCAAGGAGCAGGGCUUGACUUCCACGAUGCAGCUGGAUCCCUUCAGCGGCUUAUACCGGAAGCUGGUCUUCCACGAGGAGACCCAGAAACUGAUGGGGGGCCUCCUGGUGGGCAACGCGGACGACUACUUCAGCUUGCUGGGCCUCUCCAAGCAGGAGGACUUGGGCAAGAAGGCUCCGGUGGAUCUCUUCUUGGGCGGCAACUCGGAGGAGAGCGUGGAUGACUUGAAGGACGACGCCAUCGUCUGCCUCUGCCAGAAGGUCACCAAGAAGGACAUCGUCGACGCCGUCAAGGAGCAGGAUUGCAUGACGAUCCCAGACAUCAAGCGAUGCACCACGGCGGGGGCAGGCUGUGGUGGCUGCAUACUUUCCACGGGCUUCGUGCCGAAGAUCCUCAAGACCACCUUGGAGGCUUGCGGCAAGAAGGCCUUCACCGGGAUCAGCCCGAACUUCCCCUUCACGCGCAGGGAGCUCUUCGACAUCAUCAAGACGAAGGAGCUGAAGACCUGGGAGGAGGUGGUGGAGACCUGCGCACGGGUCGGCAAGAUCGCCGACUUGCAGAAGGGCCUGGGAGGCGACGAGGUCUGCAAGCCCGUCGUGGCUUCGAUCUUGGCGUCCUUGUGGCAGGAGAACCCGGUGAAGGACGGCUUGAACAUGUUGCAGGACACCAACGACCGGUUCCUGGCCAACAUCCAGCGCUCCGGCCAGUACUCGGUGAUCCCGCGUGUCCCAGGGGGUGAGCUGACGCCCGACGAGCUGAUCCUCAUGGGCACCGUGGCCAAGAAGUACAACCUGUGGACCAAGGUCACCGGAGCACAGCGCAUCGGCCUCUUUGGCGCCAACGUUUGGCAGCUGCCGGACAUCUGGGAGGAGCUCUGCUACGGAAAGACCUCCUACGCCUCUGCGGAUGGCAAGGUCAUGGCCAAGGUGGAAACCGAAGGCAUGGAGUCCGGGCACGCCUACGGCAAGGCCCUGCGCGCGGUGAAGAGCUGCGUCGGGACGAGCUGGUGCCGCUUCGGCGUGCAAGACUCCGUGGGCAUGGCCAACCGCAUCGAGCAGCGCUACAAGGGCUUCCGUGCUCCGCACAAGUGGAAGAUGGGCGUCUCGGGCUGCAUGCGCGAGUGCGCCGAGGCCCAGGGCAAGGACAUCGGGCUCGUUGCCACCAGCAACGGCUGGAACCUCUACAUCUGCGGCAACCACGGAACCUCUCCCAAGCAUGCCACGCUCUUCAUGACGGACAUCUCUGACGAGGAGGCCAUCAAGUACAUCGACCGGGUGAUGAUGUACUACACCUUCACAUCCGACCCACUCACAAGGACGUCCAAGUGGCUUGAGAACUUGGAGGGCGGCAUCGAGUUCCUCAGGGAGGUGGUCGUCGACGACAAGCUGGGCAUCUGUGCGGAGCUGGACGCGCGCAUGGAGUCCCAGGUCGGCAGCUACGAGUGCGAGUGGAAGCGCGUGGUUGACACCCCGGAGCUGCGCAAGAAGUUCCGGCAGUUUGCCAACGUCGAGGACAAGAAGUACGGGGAUUUGGAGUGGAGCCAGCAACGUAAGCAGAAGAAGAUUGCAGUGGAAGACCUGCCCACUGUCAUUGGACCAGCAAAGAUCGGCAAAGACAAGGCUGACGCCUCCUGGCGAUGGGUCGACGUCGGUGAGGAGGGCCUCUUCCCGGCCAAUGCUGGCUUUGCGGUCAAGGUGGGCAACUCGGAGCUGGCGGUGUACAACCACAUCGCCAUUGGCAAGUGGUACGCUACUCAGAACUCCUGCCCCCACAAGCAGCUGCAAGUGCUCUCCCGCGGAAUGAUCGGCUUUCAAGGCGAUGUGCCCAAGGUGGCUUGCCCCAUCCACAAGAACACCUACAACCUGGAGACCGGGAAGGGCAUCAGCAACGCGGGCCUGAACCUGGCCACCUUCGACGUCAAGUUGGAGAGUGGCCGCGUGCUCCUGCACCUCCCUCCGGACGACGUCUUGGACAAGGCGCUUGCCCGCCAGGACCCCAAGGGCAACUCCGACUGCUCAUCUUCCUGCGAGUUGCCAAAGGAGCUUCAGUGGUAA
This is a messenger RNA of Symbiodinium natans, 3972 nucleotides long. Lineage: Eukaryota; Dinophyceae; Suessiales; Symbiodiniaceae. The record is from the annotation of a GenBank genome assembly.